Beta vulgaris subsp. vulgaris (sugar beet) is the source of this 570-nucleotide messenger RNA. RefSeq lists its product as uncharacterized. The coding region runs from base 1 to 570 and encodes 189 amino acids. The transcript has a single exon. Lineage: Eukaryota; Viridiplantae; Streptophyta; Magnoliopsida; Caryophyllales; Amaranthaceae. The record is from RefSeq and is a predicted model, not a curated record.
AUGGAGUAUCUAAGUAGGUGCCUAAAUGAGCUUCACCUUGAUCCAAAUUUUAACUAUCACCCUAAAUGUGAGAGGUUGAAAUUAACUCACUUGAUGUUUGCUGAUGAUUUACUUCUUUUCAGCAGAGUAAAUACUAGCUCUAUUGGUUUAAUGUUUGAAGCUUUUCAAAAAAAUUCAAAGGCAUCAGGGUUGGUUGCCAGUGUGGAAAAAAGUCACAUAUAUUUUAGUGGAGUGCAAGAGGAUAGUGCUAAUGAGUUAGCUAAUAUUGUGCACAUGCCUAUAGGUGAUCUGCCUUUUAAGUACUUAGGAGUCCCUUUGACUUCUAAGAAGCUUACUUAUGCUCAAAGUAAGCCACUGGUAGAGAAGGUCACAAGUAAGGCUCAACCAUGGAUGGCUCUCUUUCUCUCUUAUGCUGGCAGAUUGCAGCUCGUAAGAAGUGUGCUCAGUAGUAUGCAAAACUAUUGGGCUCACAUUUUCCCUCUUUCCAGGAAGGUGAUUACAACAGUUGAGGGGGUGUGUAGGAGUUCAUGUGGAUUGGUUCUACAGAAGAAGGAAGGAAAGCUCCAAUAA